AUGAGUGUCGACGCAGAUGACAUCAGCGACGACGGCGAAUCAAGUGAUGUCGAGACUCUAAGCAUCGGGAUGACAUUCGAAUCGGGCACAGAUGCGCUACAUGCCGUUCAAGACUAUGCGCUUGCUCACGGGAAGGCGGUCAAGGUCAAGCAACGCAGCGGAAUGCAUCGGUUGAUUGGCUGUACUGCGGAAGGCUGUACGUUUUGGGUUAAAGUCUACCGGAAGCGGCGGGCUGAUAAGACGUACGGGCCGUGGUACAUAUCGUCCAUGAACACGGAGCAUGUAAACUGUGUGUCCAGCGCCAACCCAACCAGGCGCCAGAUUGCCGAGCUCCCAACUUUCGAAAGCGCGGUUAGAGCUGACUACACCAUCUCAGCACCAGCGUUGGCAGAGCAGGUUCAGCACAGAGACGGCAUUUCUCUUCAGAAGAAACGAAGAACUCUCUACCGAGCCCGCGAAGCUGUUCAUGAACUUAGUUCGAAGAAUCUUGCUCGAUCGUACGAGAAAAUACCCAGCUACCUGGCGCAAUUUGCUGCACGGAAUCCCGGAAGCGUCGCCGUGGCCGAACGAGACCAGCAAGGCCAUUUCAAGCGAGCAAUCAUUGUUGUGAAGGUAUUCGCCGACGCUGUUGCCGCACGCCAAACCGUUCUUGGCGUCGACUGUAGCCACUCCAAGUGCCCAGCAUACGGCGGUAUGCAAAUGCACCUGGUUGGACGUGACGGGAACCUUCGGAACUUGACGUUUGCGUUUGGACUGGUGGAGGCAGAAGAUGUGGAGAACUAUACGUGGUUUUUUCUCGAUGUUGAAGCAGAAUGGGUACGACUUCACGGAGGUUCCUAUGUUCUGUGA
Messenger RNA from Phytophthora sojae, 849 nucleotides. RefSeq lists its product as hypothetical. Lineage: Eukaryota; Oomycota; Peronosporomycetes; Peronosporales; Peronosporaceae. The transcript has a single exon. Bases 1 to 849 code for a protein of 282 amino acids. The record is from RefSeq and is a predicted model, not a curated record.